GUUGUAGAUUUUAUAAAUAACUCAGUAUAUGAUAAAAAAUAACAAAAUAGUUUCAAGAACAACAGCAAUAAAUAAAUAUAAUAUACAUUUUAAUUUGUAAGUAAACAAAAAGUAGGUACCAGAUAUUAGGUUUAUGCACCGUCUACACUCUUGCCGUUUCCAUAGAAACAUAACGAUAUGAAAAAUAAAUCGAUUUCCUUAGAAAUUGAUCCAUCAAUUAUGGAGAAAAACAUGAGAAUAGUUAAGGACAAUGCAGUCGAAGAAGAAAUCAAUAAACUUUUAGCGGAAUCAGUACCGUCUCAGACUGUCAAACCGAGACCUGGAUUUUGUGUUAAAACAUUUACUAAGCCUGACAACAAAAAGGUUUUUGUUAAUAUCUGCUUGACUGAGGCAAUCCCUUGUCCUAGAAAUAUCAGUAAUGGAGAAUUAAUGCAAAUACUAAACUCCGAGGAUCCAUCCAGCUAUAGAGUGCCUAUGAGUAUUGGUGAAGGAAGAACUGAACCAGACAAGUCAGGCAUUCCAGCAACCGUCUAUGAUGUGGCUAUAAAUCCAGACUUUUUUUGUAAAAUUGAAAAAGAUGAUCUAUUCCAAACAUUCUUUCUCACUGUUGUGUUUGAGGGCUUACAAGAUAAAUAUCAGUUUGAACUUGAUAUGCAAAAAUUUACAAUCUUAAAGAAUAGAAAGUCAAUAGGGACCUUACAAUCACAUAGAAUCCAAGUAAGGGAUGUGAAAAAAUAUGAAGACAAAACAAAACCAUUGAUCGAAGAGAUUCCAAAGCCGACACCUAAAGUAACUGAAGUUCCGGCUGUAAAGAAAAAGGAGUUAAUAUACAGAUUGAGAAGAGAGCCUCCGGUUGGAGAAAUACAGUAUUUGUUAGCUGAAUUUAUGAUACCUUCGACAAUAGAGCUAAAGGAUUUAAAUCUAGAAGUUGGUGAAGACAGACUUGUUCUGGACUCAAAGGGAUUGUUUCAAGUGGUUGAUUUCUUCUUACCAUGUAGCGUUGACCAGGAUAUUGUGGAUGCUCAAUUGAAUAGAAAUAAAGAUAUGCUCUAUGUGAAAAUGCCAGCCAUACAUUGAGAGGAAAUAUUUUUAACUUACAAUAGGUACAUUUACAAAUUAUACAAGUAAUAAACAAUAUAAAAAGG
Molecule: messenger RNA, 1145 nt
Organism: Danaus plexippus (monarch butterfly)
Lineage: Eukaryota; Metazoa; Arthropoda; Insecta; Lepidoptera; Nymphalidae
Product: PIH1 domain-containing protein 1-like
Exons: 5
Coding region: 178-1077 (299 amino acids)
Biological process (GO): box C/D snoRNP assembly; rRNA processing
Cellular component (GO): R2TP complex; ribonucleoprotein complex; cytoplasm
Source: RefSeq, a predicted model, not a curated record